ACCGCACUGUGCACUGUGGAAAUUUGCUCCACUGCCAGCGAACUGAUUAGAGAAAUCCUUUUGUUUCAAAAGAAAUGUUAUCAAGAAGCAAAUUAUUAGUUUAGUUACCCAAUUAGUGCAAUCAUUUAAUUUGCUUUUGAAAAAAUAAGGAUAAACACCAAAAAGAGUGUCGCUUUAAAGUGCUGCCAACGAAUCCAAAACAAAGGAAAGCGAGCGAGAACAGUUAAAGUGACUCACACUCCCCAUUGCCAUUUAGCAUUAUUUCCAAUACCAAUUGCCAUUGUCACUGCCUGUUGCGCUAUAUCCGCAUUGCGUUCCACAAACAACAACAACAACAAGAACGAAUAUAAAAACGAAACGAGCUUUCUAUAUAAUAUAUAUCCUCGUCUUCAUAUAUGGCUAUGGAGGUGGAGCCAGAACGAGAACUUGGCAUGCUGCAAAAGCAUCGCAAACACAUUGAAUCGAACAUCACGAAGCUGAUCAAUUGCACAGACUACAAGGCGCUGAUGACUGAAUCUGUCAACAUUGGCCUCCUCACUUUAACCAUGCGUCACAACAUCGAGGAGCUCAAUACAGGCGAGGCAUACAACAAGUCCGCUGUGGAUUUGCAGCACGAACAGCAUCGCAAGUACUUCGAGAAGAUCACGAAACGUGGUCCACAUGCCUACGAAGCACUGAAGACAGUCUUUAAGCGGCUGAGACUCAUGGAUGCGUUGCGCAUACUCGAGUCGGUGGAUGACUCCAAUGGUGGUGACUUCAUCUCGCUAAGUAAUAACAACCAGCAGCGUAACUCCCACUUAAGUCAGAUCGUUAACAACAAUAACAACAGCAACAGUUUGGACGCGGACAUUGUGGACAAUCGACUGAAACCCACGGAUCCCAGUUGGAUCUUGCAGCCGUAUACGCAACCGUUGCCGGAUGAAACUCGCGUCGUACAAAAAUCGGAUUGCAUUCACACAGAUAAGCUGCCCGUCUACAAAAUGCAAUCGCAACACAAUCGCGGUGUCCUGCUCAUUGUGAACAUCAUUGAUUUUCCGAAUAUCGACAGAAAGCGGAAAGGUGCUGAGGGCGAUGGCAAGUCAUUGAUACAUGUGUUCCGUGAGUUUGGCUUCACCGUCUUCAACUAUGACAACCUCAAUCAGGAGGAGUUCUUCAGCACACUGCAGAAACUCACCAAAUCCGAGUAUGUGCAACGUACCGAGUGUUUUGUCCUUGUGCUCAUGACCCACGGCAUGCGGGUGAAUGAAAAGGAUCGCGUAGAGUUCAAGGAUGGAUCCAUCUGUGAUGUGACCAAGAUCACCGAGCAUUUCCAGGCGGACAAGUGCCCACACCUACACGACAAACCCAAGGUGCUAAUAUUUCCCUUUUGUCGCGGCGAACAACCCGAUGCGGGUCGCCAUGUGCAGCUGAUGCCGCAGCCACAGCCACAAAUAGAUACUGACAGCAUCAGCAGCACAAACAUCAAUGUUCCCACUCUCAACAAUCUGCUCGUUGCCUACGCUAGCAUCCCGGGUUAUGAGACGCAUCGGGAUGAAGAAACCGGCAGUUGGUAUAUACAGAAGUUGUGUGAUAUUUUUGCUCGAAAUGCGCACAACACUUGCUUGGAGGAUAUGCUGAAGUUGAUCCAAGAUGCGGUGGGCAACAUGCGGACCAGAGAAGGCAAUCUGCAGACGGCGCAAUACGAGAACAACGGCUUCAGCAAGAAGCUGUACUUCAAUCCCGGUUUCUACCUCGGAAAAAACAACACUGCCAACUGAGAUUAUGUUGAGCACAAUCCUCACAUUCCUCAACUCUCCACAGUCUGAUUUGAUACAUUUGCAUUUAAACUCGUUCUUGUUCGCGUUCGCUCGACGUUCUAUAUCUAUAUCUAUAUCUUCUAGCCUCCUUUUAUACACAUGUUUGUAUUAUUAUGAAAGCUACUCAAAAGAGUAGAAGGGAAAUACUUAAAGUGCAAGGAAAGCAUUUGCAUUUAUAUAUAUCGAUCAGAGAUUAUAAGAACUGAACUUGAUUUAUAAUUCAAGAACUCUUAUUAGAGAGAAGCUUUUUGCUGCUCUGAAUAUUAAAGUUAUUCAAGAAUAGAAUCAGAGUCAUAUCGUAUUAUUUGCAUUGCUUUGAUUGCACUUCAUUUUUCCCUUAGCUUUCUUCUUUGAUCUACAUAUUUCUAUUUUUAUUUUCUAUAUAUAUAUAUGUGAUUGUUCUAUUGCUCAAAUCCCAAGCGUGGGAAGAAAAACAUUUGCAAUAUCUUAAAGUAAAUAUUUUCUCCCCGCCUCUUUUGUUUAAACAGCAAUAUCUCAGAGAUUAUUAAAGCAAAUUUUGUGUGCUCUAAGCAAAUUAAAUUUGCUUUUACAAUACAAAUAUUUAGCUACCCUUACUUAAAAGUAAUUCAAUAACUCUUGAUCUUCGUAUAUAUCUUCCAUUUCUGUAUUUUAUAUUGUAUAUGUGAUUGUUCAAGUCCCGCGUCUGCCAAUGUGAAAUACUCACGUAUUAUGAUUAUACAUACAUAUAUAUUUUAUACAUACAAACUAUGCUUUGUACAAUAAACUUUUUUAAAA
This is a messenger RNA of Drosophila albomicans, 2552 nucleotides long. RefSeq names its product caspase Dronc (gene Dronc). The record is from RefSeq and is a predicted model, not a curated record. Gene Ontology annotation, molecular function: cysteine-type endopeptidase activity. The coding region runs from base 396 to 1757 and encodes 453 amino acids. Gene Ontology annotation, biological process: proteolysis. The transcript has 2 exons. Lineage: Eukaryota; Metazoa; Arthropoda; Insecta; Diptera; Drosophilidae.